ACUUCCAAAUAAUAAAAUAGUCAAAACUAGUGUAUUACAAAAAAAUAAAAAUAAAAUAAAAAAUUUUAAAAGUAAUCACUAGCUAGUGACUAAAAUAAGUCCCAGUUAUGGGUCGUGUAAAUUUUGGAGUAUCGGCGUUCUUUAUUUUUUGUUUGUUAGGUUUAUCAGCUAAUGCAAAGGUAUUCAACAUUGGCUCUAAACCAGGCUGUGACAUCACUAAAGCAUUGUUGAAAGCAUUCAACGAGGCAUGCCAAUUCCCGACGAAGAGCACCGUUCUGAUCCCAAAAGGUGAAUACAAGCUUGGGGAAAUCGAGAUGACGGGUCCAUGCAAAGCUCCAAUAAGGAUUGCUCUUCAAGGUACCGUGAAAGCUGACGGAAACGCUGUUCAUAGUGAGAAAUGGAUCGCCUUCCGCAACAUUGAUGGCUUUAAGUUGAACGGAGGUGGUGUCUUCGACGGUGAAGGUAACGCAGCUUGGAGGGUCAAUAACUGCCACCAUACUUGGAAGUGCAAGAAACUACCCAUCAGCAUCCGUUUUGAUUUUGUUACGAACGCGAAAAUUAGAGGCAUAACCUCCUUAGACGCAAAGCACUUCCACAUUAACGUGAUUGGUGCAAAGAACAUGACAUUCGAAGAAGUCAAGAUCGUGGCCCCUGCAGAGAGCCCUAACACCGAUGGUAUCCACGUGGGAAGAAGUGAUGGAAUCAAGAUCAUCAAUUCAUUUAUCUCCACGGGAGAUGACUGUGUCUCUGUCGGAGACGGGAUGAAGAACCUUCUUGUGGAAAGAGUUACCUGCGGUCCCGGACAUGGAAUCAGUAUUGGAAGUCUCGGAAGGUACGGACACGAGCAAGACGUCAUGGGCAUCAAGAUCGUCAACUGCACCCUCCAAGAGACUGACAAUGGGCUAAGGAUCAAGACAUGGCCUACUGCAGCUUGCAGCACAAGCGCCUCCGAUAUCCAUUUCGAGAACAUCCUCCUCAAGAACGUCAGCAACCCCAUCCUCAUUGACCAAGAGUACUGCCCAUGGAACCAGUGCGACAAGAAGAAAGCUUCAACGAUCAAGCUGUCCAAAAUAAGCUUCAAGAACAUUAGAGGAACAUCAGGGAACAAAGACGCAGUGAAGCUUUUGUGCAGCAAGGGACAUCCAUGUCAGAACGUGGAGCUCGGUAACAUUAACAUCAAGUACACCGGAGCCGACGGUCCAGCCACAUUCCAAUGCUCAAACGUAUCCCCGAAGCUGAUGGGAACUCAGGUUCCGAAAGCGUGUAGCAGCCCGGUGACAAAGCCACUAAAGUAGAGAAAGUGUAAAUAUGAAUAUAUAAUGUACACCCUAGUGUAUGCUGUAUGCUUUUUCAAUUGGUAUCUUUGUAAUAUAUGUAUAUUUCUUUUGAGCUUUUGGCUAAAUUGUAAAAAAGGAAUCAUUCUUCGA
Camelina sativa (false flax) is the source of this 1427-nucleotide messenger RNA. Its product is annotated as polygalacturonase-like. The record is from RefSeq and is a predicted model, not a curated record. Gene Ontology annotation, biological process: carbohydrate metabolic process. NCBI's taxonomy places the organism in Eukaryota, Viridiplantae, Streptophyta, Magnoliopsida, Brassicales, Brassicaceae. Gene Ontology annotation, molecular function: polygalacturonase activity.